Messenger RNA from Salvia miltiorrhiza (redroot sage), 1860 nucleotides. Its product is annotated as transcription factor CSA-like. Gene Ontology annotation, biological process: regulation of DNA-templated transcription. Gene Ontology annotation, cellular component: nucleus. The record is from RefSeq and is a predicted model, not a curated record. Gene Ontology annotation, molecular function: DNA-binding transcription factor activity, RNA polymerase II-specific; RNA polymerase II cis-regulatory region sequence-specific DNA binding. The transcript is spliced from 3 exons. Bases 479 to 1381 code for a protein of 300 amino acids. Lineage: Eukaryota; Viridiplantae; Streptophyta; Magnoliopsida; Lamiales; Lamiaceae.
CCCCGAGUCCAACAGUGUGUUGAAUGGGGUUUCCCACCAUCACCACCCACACGAGCGGUUCUCGAUUUGCAUGCACACACGCACCACACACACACACACGCACAUAUAGAUACAAUCACUAUAUAUAUACGGAGAGAGAUAGAGGAGAGAGGGAGGGGUACAAGAUUUGGAUGGUUGCGGAGGCUUCGAGUUUUUAUGUGUGUCUAGUUUGCUACUGGUCUCAAAGAGAAAAUAUUUCUGUGUGAGUUUUCAUGUUUCUUUCUUCAUCUUCAACCUCACUGUGGUUUGUUUUCUGCGUUUGUUUGUUUUUCUCUUCUCUCUCUCUCCCAUCGUUUUGUCGUACCAUUUCUCAUUUUCUCGCAGCCCCAGGAAACAUUUCUCUCUCUAUCUCAAUUUCUCCCAUCUCCGCAUUCUUAACUUCUCCUUUCACAUCCAAGUACCAAUUUUUCUAGGGUUUUCAGUCUCACACACACAAAAAAUGAAUCUACAGAACCUGAUAAACAGUUGCGGCAGUACAAGGAAAGCACCAAGCUCGAUGCAGGAUUUGACGUUUCUACCCCCGCACCUCCCUAGUGCUCCAUCAAUGGAGCAGAAGAUCAACCUCAGAAAUCCAUGGCAAAUCGACGAAGCGAAGAAGCUGAAAAGCGAAGGUCACGAAUUCGAAGAAAUCGGGAGAAAAUCGAAGCUUUGCGCGAGAGGCCAUUGGAGGCCACACGAGGACGCUAGGCUGAAAGAGCUGGUCGCUCAAUUCGGCCCCCAAAACUGGAAUCUCAUCGCUGAGAAACUCGAGGGUAGAUCAGGGAAAAGUUGCAGAUUGAGAUGGUUCAACCAGUUGGAUCCUCGAAUCAACCGAAGGGCUUUCAGCGAGGAGGAAGAGGAGAGGCUGCUGGCAGCGCACACAAUGUAUGGGAACAAAUGGGCGAUGAUUGCAAGAUUGUUUCCUGGCAGAACAGACAACGCAGUGAAGAACCAUUGGCAUGUGAUCAUGGCCAGGAAACACAGGGAACACAACAGUGUUUACAGAAGGAGGAAGCCCUCUUUCCCAAAUCUGCAAAUCCCUAAUGCAUGCAGUGAUCAGUCCACUGUUGACGAAUCAGCUGCCUCCACCUGCACCGAUCUCUCCCUCACCCCUUCCUCUGCAAAACACCCUCAUUUCCUCACAAGGUUCAGCCCUGUCCACCACAUGCUCAAUCUUCAAAAUGGGGUGAAUCAGAUAUGUGCGAAUGUGGAUCAUCAAUCGGAUUCCAACUCUGAAGUUUCUGCAUCUGAAUCAGUAGCCAACAAUAGGGCCAAUCUCUAUGGUUGUGGGGAAGAUGAGAAAGGGAAAUUUGAGAAGGGAAACAUGGCAUUCAUUGAUUUCCUUGGAGUGGGGGCCACUUGAAGAGAGGGAGACAGAGAGAGGGGCUGUUUUUCUUUUUCUUUUUUCGUUUUUUGGGGGGCUAAAUUUAUUAUUUCUUUUUUUGGAGGGCUAGUUAGGAUCCUAGUUUUUAUUGCAGACAGAGUGCAUUGAAAAUUAGCAGGGGAGAAAAGGAGCAAAAACUAAUGAAACAAGAGUGGUCAUGUCAUGGGAGUCUACUUAGACCUGGAAAACUGCUAAAAAAUGUGGAGAAAUUAUUGCACCUCUGUUUAGUUGCAAGGCAAAAUAGAGAAAGCAACAAAAAAAAAAAAUGAAGUGGGAUUUGCAGCAGGUAAAAAAAGAUGAGGUCCGUUCAGUCUCUGUACGUAUUGUAAAUCCCAUAAAUGGUAAAAAAAGGGAAGAAUUUUUACUGCAGUAAAGUCAUUGUAUGAGCCACUGUUUUUCUGAUCUGCAAAACUUCUUGUUUGUGAGGCUAAAUACAAAAUGUGUUGUUAGAGCUGCAA